GGCAUAGUGAACACAUGUGAAAGACGUACAGUUAAUUGUUACGGUUAAUUUUAAUAAUGGAUAUAAUAAUUGAUACGAAAGGUGAAGCAGAUUUGGUGACGAAAGAUCGUUUGGUUGAUAGUGACGAAGAUGAUUUAAAUUUCGAAAAUAGUGAUAUACAGUCAUCUACAUUUUUCGACAUAGAGGAAAAUUUAAUUAAAAAUGAAACCUCAUCCAAAAGAACAAUCCGCAAUGUAACUAAAGAUAUUGAUCUUGAGGAAUUUGAGAAAGAUUUAGGUUGGUCAAAACAAAACAGGAAUAAUAAUGUAGUGUCUGCUCCAAAUAUAAGUUGCCUUACACAAGAAUUGACACCAGCAGAAAAGAUACUUGAAAAAAGUAUUAUAAAACCUGGUUUUGAACAGUUACAAGCUGUACCCCCUUACGAACUCACUAAAAAAUUGCAAGAUUUGAAACGCAGAGAACGUGAUAAAACUAAGGGCAAGAAUUGGUUUAAUAUGGGUGCUCCUGAAUUAACGCCAGAAAUUAAAUAUGAUCUUCAAGUUAUAAAAAUGAGAUCAGUACUAGAUCCAAAACGUUUCUAUAAAAAGAACGAUCUUAAAGUAUUACCAAAGUACUUUCAAAUAGGAAAAGUUAUGGAUGCACCUCGAGACUAUUAUUCUGGACGGCUUACCAAAAAAGAACGAAAGAAAACAAUUGUGGAUGAACUGAUGGCUGAUGCUGAAUUUGCUAAAUACAAUAAACGUAAAUAUAAGGAGAUCAUUGAAGAGAAGAAAAAAUUGCAUUAUAAAGCUCAUAAACAUGCAAAAAGACUUAAAGGAAAAAGAAAAUAAUAUAUGUUACAUGCAAAUAUAUAUUUUGA
Messenger RNA from Eufriesea mexicana, 859 nucleotides. RefSeq names its product deoxynucleotidyltransferase terminal-interacting protein 2. Lineage: Eukaryota; Metazoa; Arthropoda; Insecta; Hymenoptera; Apidae. Gene Ontology annotation, molecular function: RNA binding. The record is from RefSeq and is a predicted model, not a curated record. Gene Ontology annotation, cellular component: nucleolus. Gene Ontology annotation, biological process: RNA processing. Bases 57 to 830 code for a protein of 257 amino acids. The transcript is spliced from 2 exons.